GAUAUUACCCGAUAACUUAUUGCAUGUUAUCAUAGUUAUGCGGUGUAAAUCUCUCCAAAUAUAGCGCUGACAUGAUAAAGGAAAUAGUUUAGUUGAUGUAAUGACUAGCAGUUAGAGAAAAAGAUUUUAGUGUAUUUUGAUUACAAUUAUUUAAUACUGGAUUAUGUGGGGAUGUUUAGUUUCGUUAUAUACUUGUAUAGUAUUCACUGUUUCUUGCAUCCAUGUCACACAUGCCAUUCUCAAUUUGACAGUAGAAGCCAAGUUAAAUCAUGAGGUCAAGUUACCGUGUCGGCUCCCAUCUGGAGAUUACUACGGUGUUAAUGUGAGAUGGUUUAACAAAAAGGACGGAUGGUUGACGGACGGAAAUACGGUAUACAAACACCCGGGUCAAAUAUUUAUAUCCAAACCUGCACCAAAUGAGUGGAAUUUGCACAUUAAGAGAAUUUCUACAUCAUUUGAAGAUAUAUAUACCUGUCAAACAGCGAAAGGAACGGUAUUGUCUUACAUCAAACUUGCAGUUGAAACAUCUCCUAGAAUUGACGAUGAGAAGUCGUCGCCAAUACGUGUAACUUUAGCUGAAAAUACAAUGGUUGUACUGACAUGCACAGUAUCUGGCACACCGGAACCGGAAAUAGCUUGGUACCGAGGAUUAUCCGAAACAGCAACCGGUAUUACAGGUCCCGAAUUGAAAAUUCGUGACGUCACGAGAUACGCAGCAGACGAAUAUAUAUGCCGUGCUAAAAACACGAAUGGUGAAGCAGAGAGAAGGAUACGUGUAGCUGUCAACUUUGCACCGGAAGUGACUGUGAUGGAACCAGUGGUAUAUGCAGCUGGCGGAGAAGUUGUUGUUAUGUCAUGCGCAGUAAAAGCCUCUCCUCUCUUCGAUGCAUACUGGACAAAAGGGACAGAUGUGUACGGCACGCCGAUUGAACCAGGCUGGAAAUAUCUUGUAAUGGUGGACGAAGAAAGUGACAAUAUACCUGUCAGGUUUUUAACUUUGAUCAUCCGUAAAUCUAUAGUUUCUGCUCAAGACUACGGUAUGUACACGUGCGUUGCUAAAGGGGAGCGUCACGUGGCACAGAACUCAGUGGAACUCAGAGCAAGGAAACAGAAAAGUGUGCGAGUGAGAGGUAAAUAACGCUAACGGAUAUGACGUAUGUGUAAGCGGAAACUGUGAUCUGUAUACAGACGACCCAAAGAGUGAUGUGAAAUUGAAGGAGUUCCACGCAGACUCGAACAGUCGUGAUAGAUAUGAGUGACCAUUUCAUACAGGACAACAGUGAUAUGAAAUGUGACUGACCAGUUAAAAGAAUAAAAAAUGAUGUCAAAAUUUAUUUUUCUUCAUGCUGUGUUUACGUUACCUCAUAACUGAAGUAGAUGUUUUUUGAUAAAAGAUGUGUGAAAAUGCAUUACUUAUGUAUUCUAUUUUUCAUUGAUAUCAAUAUAAAAAACUUUAGUGUUCAAUGCGCGUUAAAAUUGGGUUAUUAUAACAAUAGCUAGAUCUGGGAUGCUGUAUUCGGCACGAGUGGAUUUUGCCAGAUCGGAUGUCACGAGGCGCGCAAGCGGCUAGCGUGAUCUGACCUUGCAAAAUCCACAGGAACCGAAUACAAAAUCCCAGAGUCUGGCUACUUUUAUUAUAUACCUCCACUGUUUGUUUUUUUAAUAUCGACCGAAUCUUCAAUAUUUGUCAAUGUUGAAAUAGAAAUGGGUGAAGUUUUAUAUGCCCUAUUUAUAGAACUGUGUCAGAUCAUACAUAUUAAAUGAAAGUAUUCCAGCAACAUACAAUACAAAAGGUACAAUACGGAUAUUUUCUUCCAGUUCAUAUUUACUUUUUAAAUACUAGCCGUAUUGAUUACCGAAUUUAUACAGGUAUAUGAUAAAAAUAUUUAUAAUCGAGGUAAUUUAUCUCGCGAAAAGCAUUACAAACGCUUUUCGAUUUUCAUCGUUAAAAGUAGUAAAAACAAUUAAUUCUCAUGUGUUUCCGUAGCAUAUAGUCUGUCAGUAAUUAAGUUUCAAAGCAUUCUUAAGAAAUACGGCAUUAAUUUCCAGAUAUCUAAAAAAUCACUUUUUUUUUUGUUUUCGAACGAUCUGGAGGCCAGUAAAGAAUACUAGUAAUCUAAAAUUUGCUAUUUAUUCAAUACACAUACAUUUUCGAACCGUACGGAAGCUACCGGAUCUUUUCGAAGUUUAUUUAUACAUGUUGUAAAGAAAACAAAAGUCUAGAAGCUAUGGGUUCAGAUCAUGCGUAGAUGUUGCAAGAAAGAUUAUUUUACCUAUGAGGAAACGCUUUUCUGAUGUGGUCAUCUAAACUCUGUUGUACAGUAUAACUCUUUAAUAUGGUUGAAAUUUCUAUAUCACUGUUACAGGAUCAUUAAAUUAUCAUUUGACACCUGUGCACUUUGGAUAUAGGUGUCCAUACAGCGUUUUGGUCGGAUUAUCAAAACUUUAUCAAGAAUAUUUAAUUCAGUCUUUUACAUUUAUUUUAUAUUUUGAUAUUUAUAUUUUGUAAAUAAAGUCAUGGUCUUUGAAUAAAUUCGUUUUUGUUGAAA
Mercenaria mercenaria is the source of this 2549-nucleotide messenger RNA. RefSeq names its product protein CEPU-1-like. The transcript is spliced from 8 exons. The coding region runs from base 164 to 1138 and encodes 324 amino acids. Lineage: Eukaryota; Metazoa; Mollusca; Bivalvia; Venerida; Veneridae. The record is from RefSeq and is a predicted model, not a curated record.